This is a messenger RNA of Serendipita indica DSM 11827, 987 nucleotides long. NCBI's taxonomy places the organism in Eukaryota, Fungi, Basidiomycota, Agaricomycetes, Sebacinales, Serendipitaceae. The record is from the annotation of a GenBank genome assembly.
AUGUCUGUCCACGUCCUGGACAAGUAUUAUCUUGUCAUUACUCUCCUAGUCACCAUUGCGUACCAGCUCUCGGGCUUUGCAAUUGCUUGGACGUUUCAGGCAUGUCUUUUGAGACACUUCACUGGAGGGUCCAACUUCUUCAUUCUAGCGCUUCUUACACUUCUCCUCGGCCAGUCCUCACAUCCGCGGAAUAUCGUUGCCACUGUCUUCGUCCUCAUCUGGGCUGUCAGAAUUGCAGGCUUUCUCCUCUACCGUGUUCUCAAAACUGGCUCUGACACCCGGUUUGACGACAUUCGUUCCAAAUUCUUGUCGUUUCUUGGCUUCUGGGUUGGACAGAUUCUCUGGGUAUGGACAGUGUCGCUACCCUUGACCAUCCUCAACUCGCCUUCGGUGGUCGAGAGCAACGUUCCGGCAUUUGGAACAGCCGCUGAUAUUAUCGGCGUGGUUCUCUGGGUAAUUGGCUGGGUAAUCGAGUCUUAUGCGGAUCAAUCAAAGUUCCGCUGGAAGUCGAGCAAGCCUCCAAAGUGGCAAGUUAUGCAGUCGGGUGUAUGGAAAUGGUCCCGUCAUCCACCCUACUUUGGAGAAAUCUUAUGCUGGUGGGGUAUCUGGACGCUCUCCAUCUCACCUACAUUGAAGGACAGCGUGCCAGCGGGUACGAAGAGCGCGCAGUACGCUGGGCUCGCGAGCCCGCUGUUCACCAUGCUCAUCCUCAUCUUCGGCUCUGGAAUUCCAACGAGUGAAAAACCACAGGCCAAACGCAUCUAUAUCCUCUCACAUAAAGAGGGCGCAUCUGACGAAGAAGUCCAAGGAUGGGUGGCAUAUAAAGAGUACCUUCGCUCGACCUCCAUCCUCUUCCCAAUCCCACGUCCAAUUUAUCGACCACUCCCGACCUUUAUCAAGAAAUACAUUUUACUAGACUUGCCCAUGUUUCACUUUGACGAGAAGACAGAAGGACCAAAAGCGCUGGAGGAGAAUCGAAGGCAAUGA